AUGACCGACUCACCGGCUCAAAAACCACACAUCGCACAUACCCUCCUCUCUCGGGCACACUCCCCAGACACCGCAACACAGCAAUUCACCGAGCGGAUAAAACACAAACCCCUCUUCCUGCGCCCAACAUCACCUUCCGCCCAAGAUAAUCGCGAAAGACGCCGUCUGCAUCGUCUUCGCAAGAAAGAAUACUUCCUCCGUCACCAGCGGCCCCGGCCUAUGACCGCGCGCGAAAAGCGCAGCACAGGGCUCUACGAUCUCCCGCGAGAAGAAUGCAAGCACGCUCUUUUUAAGGGAUUACAUACGCUUUGGGUGGGGUAUAUGCAAGACAUUUUGGAUCUAAAGACCGAAGGCCGAAGUGGACUUGUGACGCCCUUGUCGCAUGGUGCGAAGCUUGUUAGUGCUGAUUUUCAUGGAGCUGAGUUGGAGGUUGUGAGGAGUCGAUCUGCCGGUCGGGUUGGGAUUAAGGGGAUUGUGGUACGGGAUACGAAGUUUACGUUUGAUGUGGUUACGGAGAAGGAUCAAUUGAAGACUAUACCGAAGGAACAUACUGUUUUUCGAUUUAUGGUCCCUCUACCAGUGGCGGAACAACAAGAGGAGAGCCAUGCUGGCGAGGGUCAGGAGAAGGCACAGGAGACUGUGGCUGAUGGAAGGAAGCCAUUAGUUUUUGAGCUACAUGGGAGCCAGUUUGAAACUCGGCCUGUGGAUCGGGCUAAUAAGAAGUUCAAGUGGCGGAAUGUUGAUUAUGUAUAA
This is a messenger RNA of Penicillium malachiteum, 753 nucleotides long. Its product is annotated as RNase P/RNase MRP complex subunit. Lineage: Eukaryota; Fungi; Ascomycota; Eurotiomycetes; Eurotiales; Aspergillaceae. Gene Ontology annotation, molecular function: ribonuclease P RNA binding. The transcript has 2 exons. Gene Ontology annotation, biological process: rRNA processing; tRNA 5'-leader removal. Bases 1 to 753 code for a protein of 250 amino acids. The record is from RefSeq and is a predicted model, not a curated record. Gene Ontology annotation, cellular component: ribonuclease P complex; ribonuclease MRP complex.